Molecule: messenger RNA, 3568 nt
Organism: Nomascus leucogenys (northern white-cheeked gibbon)
Lineage: Eukaryota; Metazoa; Chordata; Mammalia; Primates; Hylobatidae
Gene: TTF2
Product: transcription termination factor 2
Molecular function (GO): ATP-dependent chromatin remodeler activity; ATP binding; zinc ion binding
Source: RefSeq, a predicted model, not a curated record
AUGGAAGUAGUUAGGUGUUCAGAGCACGGGACUUUAUGCUUUCUUAAGACCGGCGUCCGCGAUGGCCCGAAUAAAGGAAAGAGCUUCUACGUGUGCCGGGCAGACACGUGCAGCUUCGUGCGGGCCACCGAUAUUCCUGUUUCUCAUUGCUUAUUGCAUGAGGACUUUGUGGUAGAGCUUCAGGGUUUGCUUCUGCCACAGGACAAGAAAGAAUACAGAUUGUUCUUCCGAUGCAUUAGAAGUAAGGCAGAGGGGAAACGCUGGUGUGGAAGUAUUCCAUGGCAGGAUCCUGAUUCCAAAGAACAUUCUGUACCCAAUAAGUCUCAGCAUGCAUCUGAGACAUUUCAUCAUUUUUCCAACCGGCUGAGAAAUCCAUUCAAAGUACUUGACAAGAAUCAAGAACCAGUUCUCUGGAAACAGCUCAUCAAAGGUGAAGGUGAGGAAAAGACGGCUGAUAAGAAGCAAAGAGAAAAGGGAGAUCAGCUUUUCGAUCAAAAGAAGGAACAGAAGCCUGAGUCAAUGGAGAAGGAUCUCUCAUCUGGCCUGGUACCAAAGAAAAAACAAUCUGUAGUUCAAGAGAAGAAGCAAGAGGAGAGAGCAGAGAUUCAGUGUGAGGCAGAGACUGGAGGCACACACAAAAGAGACUUUUCUGAAAUUAAAUCUCAACAGUGCCAAGGUAAUGAGCUUACAAGACCAUCUGCAUCUUCUCAGAAGACAUCAAGUGGUAAGAGUCAAAAUGUCCAAAGAGGAUCAGAACCUCUGAGAGAAAAGGAUACUCAGCUUUUGCCUCAAAAUGUUCACAGUCACAACUCAGUAAGCAAGCCCCAGAAAGGGGGACCCCUCAACAAGGAGUACACGAACUGGGAGGCUAAAGAAACAAAGGCAAAGGAUGGCCCUAGCACACAGGCCACCCAGAAAAGCCUGCCACGGGGGCAUUUCCAAGAGCGGCCGGAGACCCACCGUGUGCCUGCUCCUGGAGGACCAGCGGCUCAGGCUGCACCAGCAGCACCAGGGCUUUCCCUGGGUGAGGGCCGUGAAUCUGCCACAAGCAGUGACGACGAGGAGGAAGAUGAUGUUGUUUUUGUUUCCUCUAAGCCUGGGAGCCCCCUACUCUUUGACUCGACUCUGGACUCACAGACAAAGGAAAACCAAUUCCCUGAUCAAAGUGUGCAAAGAAAGGUAUCUCCUGCCUCAGGUGUUUCCAAGAAGGUAGAACCCUCAGACCCUGCAGCCCAGCGUGUCUACCUUACAACACAACUGAAACAAAAGAAGAGCACACUGGCAUCAGUGAACAUCCAGGCUCUUCCAGACAAGGGUCAGAAGUUGAUCAAACAAAUCCAGGAGCUGGAGGAAGCACUCAGUGGUCUUGCCCUUUCCCCAGAGCAAGGAACUAAUGAGAAGAGUAACAGUCAAGUACCACAGCAGAGUCACUUCACCAAAACUACCACUGGCCCUCCCCACUUGGUGCCUCCCCAACCCCUUCCUGGUCAUGGUACCCAACCUGUGGGUUCUCUAGAACUAAAGUCUGCCUGCCAGGUGACUGCUGGAGGAUCCAGUCAGUGCUAUCGAGGCCAUACAAACCAAGAUCACGUUCACGCAGUGUGGAAAAUCACAAGUGAAGCCAUCGAUCAACUGCAUCGCUCACUUGAGUCAUGUCCUGGUGAGACGGCUGUGGCAGAAGAUCCCGCUGGGCUGAAGGUCCCUUUGCUGCUACAUCAGAAGCAGGCAUUGGCUUGGUUACUAUGGCGGGAAAGUCAGAAGCCACAAGGAGGAAUUCUGGCGGAUGAUAUGGGCUUAGGAAAAACCUUGACAAUGAUUGCGCUCAUCCUGACCCAGAAGAAUCAAGAGAAAAAGAAAGAAAAGGAGAAAAGCACAGCUUUGACGUGGCUCUCCAAAGAUGACUCUUCUGACUUUACUUCCCAUGGAACACUAAUCAUCUGUCCUGCCUCCCUGAUCCAUCAUUGGAAAAAUGAGGUGGAAAAACGGGUGAACAGCAACAAACUAAGAGUCUAUCUCUACCAUGGGCCAAACCGGGAUUCACGUGCCAGAGUCCUCUCUACAUACGACAUUGUGAUCACUACCUAUAGCCUCGUGGCCAAGGAGAUUCCCACAAACAAGCAAGAGGCAGAGAUCCCAGGUGCAAACCUCAGUGUGGAGGGCACCUCAACACCUUUGCUUCGAAUAGCCUGGGCUCGAAUCAUAUUGGAUGAAGCUCACAAUGUUAAGAAUCCCCGUGUGCAGACGUCCAUAGCUGUGUGUAAGCUACAAGCCUGUGCCCGUUGGGCUGUCACUGGAACCCCCAUUCAAAACAACUUAUUGGAUAUGUAUUCACUGCUGAAGUUUCUCCGUUGCUCUCCAUUUGAUGAGUUCAAUCUGUGGAGGAGUCAGGUUGACAAUGGCUCAAAGAAAGGAGGAGAACGGUUAAGUAUUUUAACCAAGAGCCUUUUGCUGAGGAGAACAAAAGACCAGCUGGACUCUACUGGCAGACCUUUGGUGAUACUGCCCCAGCGUAAAUUUCAGUUGCAUCAUUUAAAGCUUUCUGAAGAUGAAGAGACUGUUUACAAUGUGUCUUUUGCAAGAUCAAGGUCAGCUCUGCAAUCCUAUCUAAAAAGACAUGAAAGUAGAGGCAACCAGUCUGGAAGAAGCCCUAAUAAUCCAUUCAGUAGAGUGGCACUGGAGUUUGGGUCUGAGGAGCCUAGACACUCGGAGGCAGCAGACUCGCCGAGAUCCAGUACCGUCCACAUAUUGUCCCAGUUGCUGAGACUCCGCCAGUGUUGCUGUCAUCUUUCUUUACUGAAGUCGGCCCUGGAUCCAAUGGAACUGAAGGGUGAAGGUCUCAUCCUUUCCCUGGAAGAACAGCUCAGUGCUUUGACCUUGUCAGAACUCCGUGACUCAGAGCCAUCUUCCACUGUUUCCCUUAACGGCACCUUCUUCAAGAUGGAGCUUUUUGAAGACACACGAGAGAGCACCAAGAUUUCAUCUCUGCUGGCAGAAUUGGAGGCAAUUCAAAGAAAUUCAGCAUCCCAAAAGAGUGUCAUUGUCUCUCAGUGGACCAACAUGCUGAAAGUUGUAGCAUUGCACCUGAAGAAGCAUGGACUGACUUAUGCCACCAUCGAUGGCUCUGUCAACCCCAAGCAGAGAAUGGACUUGGUAGAGGCAUUUAACCACUCCAGAGGCCCUCAGGUAAUGCUCAUCUCUCUCUUGGCCGGAGGUGUUGGUCUAAACCUGACUGGAGGAAAUCACCUCUUUCUUUUGGACAUGCACUGGAAUCCAUCACUUGAAGAUCAAGCUUGUGACCGAAUUUACCGAGUAGGGCAGCAGAAAGAUGUUGUCAUACACAGAUUUGUUUGUGAGGGAACAGUAGAAGAAAAGAUCUUACAGCUCCAAGAAAAAAAGAAAGAUUUGGCCAAACAAGUUCUAUCAGGGUCUGGAGAAUCUGUCACCAAGCUCACCUUGGCUGACCUCAGAGUCCUUUUUGGCAUCUAACCUCCUGUGGAUAAGGGCUCAGAAUAGCACCAUUGCUGGUUUGUAUUAGGAUCUGGGAAUAACAACCUAACCAUGAGCCUUG